Molecule: messenger RNA, 3362 nt
Organism: Paramormyrops kingsleyae
Lineage: Eukaryota; Metazoa; Chordata; Actinopteri; Osteoglossiformes; Mormyridae
Gene: fkrp
Product: fukutin related protein
Biological process (GO): protein O-linked glycosylation via mannose
Cellular component (GO): Golgi apparatus
Source: RefSeq, a predicted model, not a curated record
ACAUUAUGAUCUCACGGCUUCUCUGCGCUCAUUUCCGAAGUGGCCAUGCAGAGGCUACGGCGCUGCACCUUCUGGAGAGAGAGGGGGGGAGAAUAACGACGAUACAAACAUAAUGGAUUUAUGGAUUAAUGAAUGCAUGCGACUUAUCGGUCCUCUCCGCUGCAAUAUGUCGCCGUAACUGGCUGAAGACAUUACUUCAUGGCUUUUCGGCUGAAGAAGACCAGAAGCUUUCCCUGUCCGUCUCAGGCCCUGAGUGUAUGUGAAACUGUGGUAUCUUCUGUCUUCAGAUUUUAAGGCGAAACGCUUGCUAGCAACAAAUUCUGUUUCCUUGGAAUAAAGAAACCAGCGUUGCAGCUCAAUACGAUGGCCCCGAUUGGUACUGUGACCAUCCCCACCUUACCGAGCAUACCUUCUGCCGUUAACACCUUGAGAGGUGACACCUCGCGUGACCUUGGUGUAAUUUUAUAGUUUUGUAGUUUUAUCAGUCAUCUAAGCUAACCUUGGCAUAGCAUUGAUUCAAAAACCGCAGCACAAAUGUUGCUACUUUCGUUUUGGACUAUGCUCACUGGAGGUGACUGUGGACCACUGAAACUGAGAUAAGCUCUGUCCCGGAAAAUAUUAAUUGUGCGCACAUCCUUCGAUUAUAUCUGGUGCCGUGUUGAGAACCCGGAAGUACAAUGCGGAUCAGCUUCUGCCAGGGCCUCCUGACUGGGGCUAUCGCUUUGAACCUCCUGAUUCUGUACUAUGUAUCCCGGGCCCAACAGCAAAUGAUGGAGAAGCGGCGGGAUUCUGGGAAGCCGCCUCCCAAAAAAACCCCCCUUCCGGUGUCGGGGCUCGGGGCCGCCGGAGGACUGGCUGGGCCUGUGGGGGGUGGGGCCGGUGGGGCCGGAAACGGGCGUAACCCCCGGGUGACAGUGCUGGUGCGCGAGUUUGAGGACUUCGAGAACUAUGUGGGUGACGUGGCCCGCUCGUUCCUGCAGCGGAGACCCGAGGUGCCCUUCCUGGCGGUGGCCGACCUUGUGCCCUACCCGCCGCUGGCUCUGCCGGAGUCGGCUCGCCUCCUGGUGCUGUCCCCCAGCCCCGAUCAGCCCCCACAGGCUCACCGGCCGGAGUUCCACGUUCAGACCGAGUACGUGCUGCUGGUGCCAGAUGGCGUGGAGCUGGAGCAGGGCCGGCAGCUGGAGCGGCUCAUCCGAGAGCUGGAGGGAGAAGGGGGUGGCCCUGUGCGCCUAGUGGCCACCCCGGUACUGGCCCGCUCUGCCGUGCAGUGCCUGCACCUCCGAGUCAGCUUAAGGGAGUGGACAGUGACCUACACCCCAGCCGCCUCGGGCAGCAGCGGCAGCGUCUGCACGGCCCUGCGGGGGGACGCGGUGAUCCUGAUGCGCUCCGAGGAUCUCUUCAACUUGUCGAGCCCGCUAGCCCGCCCCCUGCUGGCUUCCCUCUUUAUACAGACCUCCCUGCGCGGCUGGAAGGUGAAGCUCUUGGAGGGGCCCUGCUUCGCCGCCAGUCACCGCCCCCUCUUCAGCUCUGCCCACAACCAAUGGAAAGCGGACAGCAGGCAGCGGGAGGCGACCGGCCGACUCAUGCGCGACUUCGGCAUCAAGCGCCUCGUCCAGCCGGAUGGGAAGGAGCAGUGGUUCGGCUGUGGCAAGGAGACCGCCCGCUGCUUCGGCACGGUCAAAGACGACACGCCCGAGUACCUCUACUUGGAGCGCUGGACGCCGCCCUGCUGCUUGCGUGCCCUGCGCGAGACCACCAAGUACGUCAUCAACAUCUUGGAGACGGCGGGGGUGCGCUAUUGGCUGGAAGGCGGAAGCCUCCUGGGAGCGGCCCGCCACCAGGAUGUCAUCCCGUGGGACUACGACGUUGACCUCGGCAUCUACCUGGAGGACGUGCCCAACUGCGAGUACCUAAAAAACCUGGACGCCGGCUCGUUGGUGGACGCCAACGGGUACGUGUGGGAGCGGGCGGUAGAGGGGGAUUUUUACCGGGUGCAGUACAGUGAGUCCAACCACCUGCAUGUGGACCUCUGGCCUUUCUACGCCCGCAACGGUAUCAUGACCAAGGAUACCUGGACGGAGCACAGGCAAGAUGUUGAGUUCCCCGAACACUUCCUCCAGCCCCUGGUACCCAUGCAGUUUGCGGGCAUCACUGCCUAUGGCCCUAACAACCACCGUGCUUUCCUGGAGCUCAAAUUUGGCGAGGGGGUCGUUGAGAACCCUCAAUACCCCAACCCAACGAAAAAGCGACUGGACAGAAGUCGACUUUAAAGGGAGAAAUGGAUGAUGGGGACUUAAGUUGUGCCAAGAUAACAGUCCAUCAUAAAUAAUGAACAUCAUGCGACUUUUAAAGCUUGUUUAUUGAUUUAUCAACUAGAACAGCUUAGCCUGACGCUGGGGAACAAUUCACGUCAUCGCUGCAGCCCCCACAGAGUAAUUCCAUAGAUCUUGCACUCAUGCGAAUAUGCAUCAGCCGGUCCUCCGACUCUCAGUUCUGCUAUUAUGGUCACACAUAUUGUAGGAUACUGCCACUGUAUUUAUUGUCUGAAGAAUAACAGCCAUAUGAUUUGCAGCUCCCUAAAGGACCAUUUCUCAAUGUAUGGCAAGGCUGGGCUUUCACAUAUGAUCAUGUACUCUGUCCAUGACUGGAGUAUACGAUAGACAGGAUAGCAUAGCCACAACUCAAUUAUGUGCUCACAGUACAAGGGAAUGGAGCCGUCGGCUUAUAUUUAUAUUUAUUUUAUAUAGCUACACGUGUAGCUACCUGUGGAUCCCAAACACCUUUGCUUAUGAACUGGAACUGCAGAAUUAUUUACCUGAAAUAAGAAGUAGCAACAUUUGUGUAUGAACUGACUUGGUAGUUCCAAUAAUGCCACUUACAUGUACCGCCCAAAAGCAAAGAAUACUGUGUUUGCGUUGUUGCACUGCUUCACUUUAUUGUUCGGUGUCGCACAAUCGAAACAUGUACUGUAUGUAUAUUUGCACAGUAGGCUAGUUCCCAGUUGCUGGAAACUUAGCUGCCAUCUGUCAGAUGCAAAACUUGAACUGUUUUCAUAGCAUGUCCUUGAACCAGUGUUAGAUGUAAAAUAAUAAUGGCAGGCUCUGAUUGGCCACACAGCCAGUAAAGGUACCACACAUAUGAAAUACUGUAGUUCCUUUUUUUGCUUUUCCUGAAGUGGCAGAUGUAGAUACCUGUCUGGUACAUAUUUUCCACAGCCAAGUCUCAUUCUCACUGUGGGGUGAAUGUGGUGAAGCGCUAAUUGUGCCACGUUGCACAAUGCCACACGUGUAGAUGUUUUAAGACGAUUCUCCUUCGACCACUGUCGUCUUACACCCCUUUCAAAUAAAAAUAAUUGCCUCUGU